AUGCCAAACCUGCCUCUGCAUUUUAAGGAGGCAAAAGGCAAUACCACAGAAUUCACUGAAAAACUGGCUGGCUAUUCCACCGGCAACGAAUCUCGAGAUUAUUUUCGCAACAAUGAACUUCCUGAGCCAUUGUACAUCAAGGUGCCCAUAAAACUGGCAGACGAUUCUGUUGGAGAAGAGCUUCUACCAGUGAGCUUCCUGAUCAAGAUGCAUGCCACUUUGUUAGAGCUCAACUUCCUGUUCAAAUUUUCUAGGUUUUCAGCUAAGUCCUUGGUCAGAGAGACCACCUAUGGAUGGUUUUUGAACUGCAAGGGCUACAACGCUCGAGUGGUAAGCGAGUGGUUGAUGUACAAGCUGAUCGAGGUCAAUCAACAGCCUGAAUUUCAAGUGGGGGAGAGCGCUGACGUUGGUGAGAUUCCUUUGUGGGAUUGGAGAGCCAUCAACCGAUACUUUGGACUAACAGAGCGCACCUCAAGGAAGUUGAGCUUUGUCAGCACAAUCACCAUCAUGGCAUCGUCCGUGGCAGAGGGCGUCCGGGAACGCAUCAGCGAGAUCCGGAACGAGCUCUUUGAAUUGCAGGCAAAGAAUGGCCAGCUUUACGAGGCGCAACUGUCGAACACUGACAUGGUGGUGGACCAAGAGUACAUCAACCACUUGAAGGAAGACAUGGAGAAUCAGAUCGAACAGGUCCGUUUUGAGCUGGCAUGGCUGGUGGAAUUUCACGAGCGCGGUCUACAGAAGCUCAAAGACUACUAUCUGCAGCAAGUGGACUUUGAGAGAAUCGAGGUGCUGGGUUUCCAGUCCGAUCAUCGCGUCUCCACCUUUCGCUGCGCCAAGAUGUCCUCUGAAUUGCAGGCGAAUCUUGCCAGGUUGCACGAACUGAUCUUCGCCGCUGGAGAGGGCGACGGUGACGAGGAGGAUGAUGAUGGAGAUGAUGGUUUGGGUUUUGAUGGCAGGUCCACCCUGCGAGGGCACAAGACGGAUUUCGGUUUUGAUGGGACGGACAAUGCCGGUUCGCAGAACACCGAGAAACCCCUUUCAGGUGCGGAGCAACGUGAACUGCGGCGGCAGCAAAGGAUGCUCCGGAAGGCGCAGAUGCAAGAGCUGGAACGCGCCAAGCCAUCCGAGUCCUAUGAGGCGCCUGAAGAUGUGGAAGCCAUUGCCAAUGCAGAGGCCACCCUGGGCAACUACAUGUUGAAAACCAGCCAGGACUACCAGGUGCCAGAGAACCAACGGAUGAAUGCGGAGAAGAAGCGAAGACAAAUGUUUUUGCUGGAGGAGUCCAUUCACGCCAUCAAGACGGAGUUCAACCAACGGGUCAUGGCUCUUCGGGACUUCCGCCAACAGGUCCGUGCCGAGGUUCAACGAGAUCUUCAAGCCUUGGCGGAGAUUGAUGAACAGCUGGGUACUACGACCGGCUGGGUGGUUGGCAUCCUGGAAAAUCCACCAGGUGCCCCACCGGAGUUCCCAGAGACGCGUUUCCACCUGGAAGAUGCUGACAUUAAG
Messenger RNA from Cladocopium goreaui, 1506 nucleotides. Lineage: Eukaryota; Dinophyceae; Suessiales; Symbiodiniaceae. The record is from the annotation of a GenBank genome assembly.